AUGGCGUUGGACUUUGACUUGACGCUUUUUAUCAAGGAAACACAGCUGCAGCACGGUCUCCGCGCCGAGGACUAUGUCCGCUAUCACCACUACACUACGAACCGUCUCGCCACAUUGCGGGGGCAGCUGAGCUUGUCGAACGACAAAAAGAAGUUUUUGCACAAGGAGGUCACUGCGCAGAACGCGACGGAUGUUCGCCAUCUGAUGCUGCUCGCCUUGUAUGCUGAGCGUUGUUGGGCAGAGGCGGAGGCGAUGCAGGUGCAGCUGCAGACUAAGAAGGAGUCGCGCGGCACCGAUGCCAACAAGCCAAAGGGUGGUGUGCCACCGCAAGAUCAGUAUCGCAAGCGCCUGAACAAGUCCGUCAAGUGGGCCUCGAAGCUGCACGAGGUAGCCAAGGAGGUUGCCUCAGACCGCGUCAAAAAGGAGUGCACAGCGUACUUGAAGGACACCGCCGGACGCUGCCACGCCUCGCACGGAAAGUUCAGGGAGGCGAAGGAGGCGUUUUUGGAAGCCCGCAAAACUUACGCGACGCUGCGCUCCAAUAGCAGCGAGUCGCAGUGGGUCGUGAUCGCGUGCAAGAUGAGCGAGCUCGAUGACCGAGUUACCUACUGCAUGCAGCGCCUCGGCGAGGACCCCACCACCUACCGACCCGCGCCGAUUUUCGUCGCCGCCAGCGGCGAUGGUGCGGCCACAGACAGUGUGGUGCCGAUGAGCGGUGCGUCGCAGCUGUCGUGGAACGGACGCACUCUGAAUGUCUACAGCAUCAAGGUCAAGGAUGCGCUGCGCGAGGCCCAGGCGGUGGAGGUGGAGUUGAGCGAGGCAAAGGUGCAGGAAGGACGCGGAGUGGUGCCGGUGGGCCAGUCGAACCGUGUUCUCGAUCUAAUGGACCGCCGUAUCAACUACUACAACGAUGCGCUUGCACACGCUCGGCAGGACCUGCGCACGGCGCCAGAGGGCGCCGGCAAAACCGAGUACCAGCUUAUCGUGCACUACAUUCUUUUCCACGUGGCUCAGGAGACACUGCGACGCACCCGUUUUCUGGCGGAUCUUUACCGCCGCCGUUUCGAAGCAACGGAGCGGACACUGAAGAGCACCGCUGCCUACUCGGCCCCGUCGUCGUUUCCUCGUGGGCACAAGCAGCAGCAGCAUCGAAAGAAGAGGGCGGAGGUCGCGCCAACGCAGUACGUGUCGCCACUGGAAGUGGUGCGCCUCUACCAGGCGGCGGCUGGAAGCGUGGACGAGAUGGAGCUGCUGCCCGGCGUUUCGGGGCGUGAGGACGUGGAGGCGCUGCAUGCUGUCUGCUCGGCCGGUCAACUCUUCUUCACCGGCGAGAGCUGGCGGCUGUCAGAGGCGUGGUCGACGGCGAUGACGUACUACUGCGACGCACUGGCGCUCCUGCGGGAGGUGAAGGGUCAGCAUGUGGCGUCGAUGCAGGAGCACAUCGAACAGCGCUUGAUGCAGGGGGCUGCCGAGGUGGUGCUUUCCGCAUCAUCCAUGGGUGCGGGCGGCAAUGCACGAAGAUCGACUCCGUUGAUGACUUACCUGGUCGACGCAGAUGAGGAGACGACUCAGGUGGCGCAGGGAGUCGUGCGCUUUCCGCCCGACUACCAGGCAGCCCCGUGCAAGCCUGUGUUUGUUGACGUAGCGUCGACCUUCCUGGACUACCCGGCGGACAGCGUAGACGAGGCAGAUUCAGAUGACCGUUCGAGCGCAAAGACCACAACUAUACCGGCAGAGCCGAAGAGCGCGUCUGUAGCAGCUGGGCAACCGAAGAAGGGGUGGAUGUUUGGCUGGAGAAGUUAG
Messenger RNA from Leishmania mexicana MHOM/GT/2001/U1103, 1803 nucleotides. RefSeq lists its product as hypothetical. Gene Ontology annotation, biological process: SRP-dependent cotranslational protein targeting to membrane. Lineage: Eukaryota; Euglenozoa; Kinetoplastea; Trypanosomatida; Trypanosomatidae. The coding region runs from base 1 to 1803 and encodes 600 amino acids. The transcript has a single exon. Gene Ontology annotation, molecular function: endoplasmic reticulum signal sequence receptor activity; 7S RNA binding; signal recognition particle binding. Gene Ontology annotation, cellular component: signal recognition particle, endoplasmic reticulum targeting. The record is from RefSeq and is a predicted model, not a curated record.